This is a messenger RNA of Oreochromis niloticus (Nile tilapia), 5946 nucleotides long. RefSeq names its product Na(+)/H(+) exchange regulatory cofactor NHE-RF3. The transcript has 13 exons. NCBI's taxonomy places the organism in Eukaryota, Metazoa, Chordata, Actinopteri, Cichliformes, Cichlidae. Gene Ontology annotation, molecular function: signaling receptor binding; protein-membrane adaptor activity. Gene Ontology annotation, biological process: protein localization to plasma membrane. The coding region runs from base 4117 to 5415 and encodes 432 amino acids. The record is from RefSeq and is a predicted model, not a curated record. Gene Ontology annotation, cellular component: apical plasma membrane.
AGCUCUAGAUGUAAUGUGUUCAAACAAACCAGAAACGACAACUACAUCUCACCUUCCAUCCAGGACAAUGCCUUCUUAAAAAUAAUGGAGGAAGGACUAACAAAAGACACAGAUAACAGUUGGACAGCUCCUUUACCAUUUAAAAAUCCAUGCCGAAAGCUCCCUAACAACAGACCACAGGCCCUGAAUCGCCUAAUGUCUCUUCUUCACACCUUUGAAAAGAAAAAAGAGAUGAAGGAACAUUUCAUCACUUUCAUUGACAAAAUAUUCCAAAACAAACAUGCAGAGAUUGCCCCUCCACUAAAAGAGGAUGAGGAAUGUUGGUAUCUGCCACUAUUCAGUGUCUACCAUCCCUGUAAACCCACGCAGAUCAGGGUCGUCUUCGACAGCAGCGCCAAGUAUGAAGGCAUAUCCCUGAAUGAUGUUCUGUUAACAGGACCAGAUUUUAAUAACUCAUUGCUUGGGGUCCUAAUACGCUUCAGAAAAGAAGCCGUUGCCUUCAGAGCAGACAUCGAACAGAUGUUCUACUGUUUCAACGUGCGAGAGCAAGAGAGGAACUACUUACGCUUCUUGUGGUUCCACGACAAUGACAUUUCCAAAGAAAUUGUGGAGUAUAGAAUGACGAUCCACGUCUUUGGGAACAGCCCAUCGCCAGCAGUGGCCAUAUAUGACCUCCACCAGUCUGUCCUACGCGUCGAACCAGACUGCGAUGCAGAUGUGAAGCAGUUUGUCAUGCGCGACUUCUACGUUGAUGACGGACUCAAAUCUCUACCUACUGUUGAAAAGGCCAUAUCUCUACUCCAAAGAACCCGAGAUGCACUUGCAAACUCAAAUUUAAGACUGCAUAAAAUAGCAGCAAACAGAAAGGAAGUACUAGAGGCAUUCCCGACUCAAGAUCAUGCCAAAAAUCUAAAAAACCUAGACUUUGAAGCUGAUUCAGUGCCCAUACAGCGUAGCCUAGGUCUCCUCUGGGACCUAAGUAAAGGCUGCUUCACCUUUGAAGUAUCUGAUGAGUCAAAGCCCUUUACUAGACGAGGUGUUCUAUCAACAAUAAACAGCCUCUAUGAUCCGCUGGGCUUUGUAGCACCAGUCACCAUACAGGAAAAGUCAAUUCUACGUGAACUUACAGCUGAAAAUGAGGACUGGGAUGCUCCACUGCCUCCCAAAAUGGAAGAGUCCUGGACACAGUGGAAAGACUCACUCAAAGACCUGCCUAACAUGACCGUUCCCAGAGCAUACACAGACAUUUCCCCUUCAACAGCAGAUCACUCCACUCGUUCUGUUCCUGCAUACCAGCUGCCGCUUAGUAACUGGCUCACUGGUCCUGACCUUUUGCAUCAGAUUCAGAGUUCUCUAAAUGACUCCUAUGACCUUGUAGAGCCCAGCAUGGACUCAGAUGUAAGACCUCAGGUAACUGCACUCAAAACAACAGCCUCAACUAAAGAACUGGGCUCAGACAUAUUCACCAAGUUUUCUACCUGGAAAUCCCUCACGCGUGCUCUUUCUAGGCUAAUACAUGUCAUCCACAACUUCAAAUCACUACCAAGCAAAGCCAAUCACUGUCAUGGCUGGCUUUACUGUGAAACGGGACUUAUUGUGGAUGAGUUAAACCAAGCUCAGAACCUUGUCAUUCGAGCAGUACAGUAGGACGUGUAUGCUGAAGAAAUCAAGUGUGUGCAAAAACAUGAAAAACUACCCAAAAUCAGUCCUCUCAAAAACUUAGACCCCUAUCUGGAUAAAGGACUCCUUAGAGUAGGUGGUCGCAUCAGAGACUCAAUCAUUAGCCAAGGUGAGAAAAACCCUCUCAUAGUUCCUGGUCAUCAUCAUGUUGCAGCUCUUCUCAUAAUGCACUACCACGAGCAGACCCAGCAUCAGGUUCGCUCCGCAGGAUGGUGGAUAGUGGGCGGUAAAAGAAAAGUGAGCACAAUCAUCCAUCUUUGUGUUACCUGCAAAAGACUUCAUGCCCCUUUGAGCACACAAAAAAUGUCAAACCUCCCUCCAGACCGUCUCACAACAGUUCCCCCUUUCACGAAUGUGGGCUUAGAUGUGUUUGGUCCGUGGUUUGUGUCUUCACGACGCACAAGAGGAAGCGUCAAUCAGAAUAAAAGGUGGGCUGUCAUAUUCACUUGUUUGAGUAUUAGAGCAGUUCACAUUGAAGUGGUAGAGUCACUUGAUACAUCUAGCUUCAUUAAUGCAUUCCGACGAUUUCUGGCCGUGAGGGGACCAGUGAAAACUGUUCGCUCUGAUCGAGGUACCAAUUAUAUAAGUGCAUGUAAAGAACUGAAAAUCCCUUCAAACUUGGACAACACAGCUGUGCACACCUUCUUAAAAGAACAUGGAUGUAAAUGGACUUCAACAUAAGACCACUAAACUCACUCAUGAGGUUCUCGUCACCUUCAUGGCAGAGGUGGCUGCUAUCAUAAACUCUAGACCUCUUGUCCCGGUUUCAUCAGACCCGAGUGACCCCUUUAUCUUGACUCCAGCUGUUCUCCUGACUCAAAAGGUAGCAACCCUUCAGGCUCCAGAUGAAAACUUCACAGCAUCAGACCUCUACAAACAUCAGUGGCGCCAGGUUCAGCACCUGUCGAACAUCUUCUGGGACAAAUGGAGGAAAGAGUUUCUUCCUACCCUCCAGCCACGCCGCAAAUGGCAGUCUAGCCAGCCUAACGUGAACUUAGGAAGUGUUGUUGUACUCAAAGACAGUCAAAUGCCAAGAAAUGAAUGGCCCCUUGGUCUCAUAACUAAGGUGUUCCCAAGUAAAGAUGGUAAAAUACGUACCAUGGAAAUUAAGGUAGCCAAAUCAGAUGGUACAAAGGUGUUAACCAGACCUAUCUCAGAGAUUGUACCUUUGGUUCCUUCUUAACAUGUUGUUUUCCCCAAUAUUUAAUUGUGGCGUUUAUUCACGCCAGGCAGGGAGUGUUCUGUUAUCACUAAAAGUUGUAAAAUGUUGUAUCACUGAAAUAUCAUUCUCAGUCAGUUGUUAUUCAUUAUGUGUUUACAGCACCCUCUGUGGUUGCUCCAAGUAAUGCACUUAGAAAUGACUUUAUUUGAAAAAACUUUAUUGAACAGGAAGUCCGCUCAGUCAAGAAAAGCGAUUGAGCAAAAAGAAGGGAAACAUAUCGACACACUUUUUAUGGUGUCCUGUUGGAGAAAAUACUGUCCACAUCUUCUGUUUAUGGUUGUAUCGCCGCAUGUCACAGCAUGAGGAGGAAGACAGGAUGUAUUCUUCCUCUCACCCCAACAGCAACAGAUGGACAUUUCAUGGAUGUUUCAUUGGUUCUUUUCCUAAAGCAAUGGUUUGACAAAUUCCUCCACCACUUGUCAUUUUGAGCUGAUAGUAAAUUUAACAGUAGAAGUUUUCAUCCAGGAAUGUGUGCAAAAACUGCAUGUAUAUGGAUAUGUAUUUACAGUAUUCAUUUUAAUUAUCUGUCUUUUAAACCAGCAUAUUUGUGAAAUGAUUUUAAGAUUCUGAGUGUAUUUUUACAGUGUUUUCUUCCUUUAAAGAAUAGGAAAUGUUAUGUUUAUUCAUAAUUAAAAUGUGAUUUUACAUUAGACAUGUUUAUUCAUAUGCUGAUUUUGCAAUUGUAUCAAUAUUUUAUUAUCUAAAAACAGGAGUCAAAUUCUGUAAAAUCCACAGGAAAGCUAUUGUUCGAUUAUAGAUUCUUAAAGAAAUUAUGGGAUUAAAUAGGAUCAUUUUUUGUAUUUAGUGCAACUCUAAAUACAAAAGAAAUUAAAUAAAUAUAAUCAAAUAUAAUGAUAAUCAACAAUUUAUUUGAAAACAUGUUGUAGGAUGUGUUGCUUUGGAAUAAUCAAAUUUAUCUAUUUGGUUUGAGUUAUUUAUUUAUUUGGUCCUUCAUAGUGAACUGCAGUUCCAUAGAGUGGUAAAGGUGCAUUAUGUUUUCUUUUCCAUUACAAUGUGUCACACUCUGCACACAGACCUCUUGAGGCGUGUCAUGGAGUAAAUGUUUAACCGUCAUAGCUAAGGAGAAAGCAGUCAGCAUCUUAGGUUUUUAUUAUCUGUCUGUUGUGAACCUUGUCCGUCCACAGUGCCUUAGUCUGAGCAGGUACAAAUGCCAAGCACACAGGACUUCAUGAGGUCCUUAAAAGGCGGCCAGAAUGCACAGAAAUCCACAUUUUACCUUUAAUCCAAAGGAAGGGAUUGACAACCCAGCUCUGGUCAUGACUGAUGAUCCUGAUCCAAGCGUGGUGCCGAGACUGUGCCACCUGAAGCGUUCAGAGGGCCAAAGCUUUGGCUUUCAUCUGUGUAAGUACAGCCAGGCUUUUGAGAUCACAGAUCUGGACCCAUGGAGUCCUGCAGAGCACAGUGGCCUCAAGGAUGGAGAUCGAGUAUUGGAGGUGAAUGAGGAAUAUGUGGUCAACAUGGAUUUUAACAGGGUUGCGAGAAAGAUCCAGUCAUGUGGCUUACACCUAUUUCUUCUGGUGCUGAAGAGGGAAGAGUAUGAAUGGGCAGUGUCUAUAGGCGUGGACCUAAAAUUCCUGGCCGAAGCCACCAAAGGGGAUCACUGGUCUAGACCCAGGCUGUGUCACAUCCAAAAACACCCAAAGCAUGGCCUAGGAAUGACUGUUGUCUCAGUGGAUGGUCAAAAGAAUCAAUAUAUGGUGAGAACAGUUAUUGAUGGUCCAGCAGAGAAAGCAGGUAUCUUCAAUGGUGACAGACUGAUCUGGAUUAAUGGGCUGAUGGUGUCCACUCUCAGAUACUCAGCUGUCAUCAAAACUUUGAAGAAGAGAGGGGAUUCAGUGACAGUGCUUGUUAUUGACAGUGACAGUGAGUCAUGCUAUAUCAGAAGGAAAAUGCCCAUCAUGCCUGUGGUGGCACAAAGCUGCAGCCUCCCCCACAGUGCUAAGACCAUGAAUCUGGUGAAGGGAAGUGAUGGAUAUGGCUUCCUGUUGAGACAAGAAAAGCUGGCAUGCACACAACAAAAAGUUCAUGUGCUGAGAGAAGUGGAUAUGGGGAGUCCAGCUGAGGGUGCAGGAAUGGAGGAUGGAGACCUGCUGCUAGCUGUCAAUGGAGAACCUAUUGAGUCCAUGGAGCAUGAAGACAUUGUUAGAAAGAUUAGACAGAGUGGUGAUAAAGUCUCGCUUACAGCUAUAUCUAUUCCAGGAAGAGACUUUUACAGAGAGUUAGGCAUUUCUCCUCUGUUAUUUCAUGAAGACUGUUCUCACCGCUGCAUCAACAACUGGGAGGAAGCUCCUCUAAGAAAACAGGACAGAAAGGAGGCUGACUCUGGUUUCCACUCAGGUUAUGUCCCAGAACUGCCAGAAACCGUAAGGAUACAGUGCCCUCCUGGCCAGAGUGAAUACUGCACAGAAUCUAGUUACCUCACAAGGGAAAUCUCUGAAGAUUUAAGUCCAUUGACCAAGAUUUCUGAGAGAACACAUUAUAUUUACUUGUGAUGGCAACGAACAAAAAUAGAAUUGACCAAGGCCAUCCAGUGGACAGAGCUUAACUUUAAAAAAAUUAAAGAUUUAACAGCUGAUGAAGAUGUGACUGAAGACAAUGUCUUCGUCUGGAUUCAGGCAUGCUUGGUUAUGGGCAGCCUCCCUUUUGAUUUGAUCACAUUAAUGUGACUUUUGGACACUGAUCACCAGAUUUGCGACAAAACAGUAGUAUUUUACUUCUUUGUAGUUAUAAAUUCACAAAUGACUUCAUUGUGUUAGUAAUGCUGUCAUCAUGUUGACUGAAAACUGAAUAAUUACUUCUCUGCAAUUGUCACACUUGGCAAAGCUAAGUGGACCAAACUGCAUCCACUUUUGACCUGCAGGUCCAUUCUUUUGAUAUCCCCAUGCUGUGGUCUCUAUAUAGUAUGACAAACUUUAGGAUGCACCAUGGAUGGGUAUACUCCUAGAUAUUUCAUAUACUUGGUACAAAAAUAUAUUUUGACAAUGUGCCAUCAGUGCAUAGAGAUUCUGUAUUUUAUUCAUUCA